CGAUUCCCCAGAUGGGGAGACAGCGCAACAUAAGAGGAGGAGGUUGUGGCGUAUCGCGCACAGAUCAACCAACACUUUGAGCAAACAUGCACACAGCUCUCGGCCUGUCCACCUUUGUCCUGUCCGCGCGUGCCUUCUCCCCAGGCUGCGGGGACGAGUGCACCCCCUUCUGGGCGCUCUCGUGUCCGAGCAACGACCCGACUUGUCUCUCGACUUACUGCUCGUCCAACUCGUACGACCUGUACGAAACGUGCCUCGCGUGCUGGCAGGCCAACCCCGAUCCCAACGUCGUGACGACGCAGACGUCCCUCAUCUACCAGUACAUCUGCAACCUCGUGUACCAGUGCAGCUUGCGCAAAGUCACUAUCGCUGGCCCGGCCCCGAGCAAUAUCGGGUGUGCUGCCCCCGGUUGGAACGGGGCGGCGAGCCAUGGGAUCACACCUUGGACCGGCUCUGGCGCGCCGCUUGUCUCGUCGACGGCUGGUACGGACUCCGGUGUUGCGGUUACCUCGACGCCUGACACGGGCACCGGUGCCGCAACUGCUUCUUCGACGGCUGGGGCAGGUACCAGUGCGGGAACUGCCGCGUCGAUGGUCGCGACAGGUACCGGUGUAGCGGCUGCCUCCUCCACUGGCACGGGCGCAGCUGUCGUCUCUUCGAGCUCUGCGGCCGGGACAAGCGCGGCUCCUUCGGCGUCGGUGUCGAAGAAUAGCAAGGCCUUCUAUCCUUAG
Vanrija pseudolonga is the source of this 731-nucleotide messenger RNA. RefSeq lists its product as uncharacterized. The transcript is spliced from 5 exons. Bases 87 to 731 code for a protein of 214 amino acids. The record is from RefSeq and is a predicted model, not a curated record. NCBI's taxonomy places the organism in Eukaryota, Fungi, Basidiomycota, Tremellomycetes, Trichosporonales, Trichosporonaceae.